Messenger RNA from Danio rerio (zebrafish), 2217 nucleotides. RefSeq names its product peptidase, mitochondrial processing subunit alpha (gene pmpca). NCBI's taxonomy places the organism in Eukaryota, Metazoa, Chordata, Actinopteri, Cypriniformes, Danionidae. Gene Ontology annotation, biological process: protein maturation; proteolysis. The record is from RefSeq and is marked provisional. Gene Ontology annotation, cellular component: mitochondrion; mitochondrial matrix; mitochondrial inner membrane. Gene Ontology annotation, molecular function: metal ion binding; metalloendopeptidase activity.
CAAAUAGAAUCCAACAUGGCUGCUCACAUGUCCAGACUGAGGGGCUGGAGCCGAGCGCAAAGGUAUGGCAUCGCAGUAUGUCGACAGUACAGCAGCGGCAGCUCGUAUCCCAAUGUAUCUCUGUCCACACCGCUGCCCGGCAUCCCCAAACCUGUCUUCGCCUCAGUGGACGGACAUGAGAAAUACGAGACUAAAAUCACCACAUUAGAAAACGGACUCAAAAUUGCAUCGCAGAACAAGUUUGGGCAGUUCUGUACAGUUGGAAUCUUGGUAAACUCAGGUUCACGUCAUGAAGCAAAGUAUCCCAGUGGAAUUGCACACUUUUUGGAAAAGCUUUCCUUUUCUUCUACAGCCCAGUUCGGAAGUAAAGACGAAAUUCUGCUGACACUUGAGAAACAUGGAGGGAUAUGUGACUGCCAAACAUCCAGGGACACAACCAUGUAUGCGGUUUCAGCUGAGGUGAAGGGUCUGGAUACAGUAGUGCAUCUCCUGUCAGAUGCGGUUUUACAGCCUCGUUUAUUAGAUGAGGAGAUUGAGAUGGCCAGAAUGGCUGUUCGGUUUGAGUUGGAGGAUCUGAACAUGAGGCCUGACCCGGAGCCUUUACUGACAGAAAUGAUUCAUGCUGCCGCAUACAGGGGCAACACCGUAGGCCUGCCGCGCUUCAGCCCUGCUGACAAUGUGGAGAAGAUCGACAAGAAGCUGCUUCACAAGUACCUGCAGAGCUAUUACUGCCCGGAGAGAAUGGUGCUGGCCGGCGUCGGCAUCGAACACGAGCAGCUGGUUCAGUGCGCCAGAAAAUAUCUCCUGAAUGUUCAGCCAGUGUGGGGCGAGAGCAAGCCUGCCAACGUCGACCGCUCUGUGGCACAAUAUACGGGUGGCAUCGUAAAGAUGGUGAAGGACAUGUCUGAUGUGAGUUUGGGUCCAACACCCAUUCCUGAACUCACACACAUCAUGAUCGGGCUGGAGAGCUGCUCCUUUUUGGAAGAGGACUUCAUUCCCUUUGCUGUCCUCAAUAUGAUGAUGGGAGGCGGAGGCUCUUUCUCUGCCGGAGGGCCUGGAAAAGGCAUGUUCACCCGGCUCUACCUGAAUGUGCUCAACAGGCAUCACUGGAUGUACAACGCUACAUCGUACCAUCACAGCUAUGAAGACAGCGGUCUGCUGUGUAUUCAUGCCAGUGCAGACCCAAGACAGGUGCGGGAAAUGGUGGAGAUCAUCACUAGGGAGUUUAUUCAGAUGACCGGGACAGCAGGAGAGAUGGAGCUGGAGCGAGCUAAAACGCAGCUCAAGUCCAUGCUCAUGAUGAACCUGGAGUCUCGACCGGUCAUCUUUGAAGACGUGGGUCGACAAGUGCUCGCCACCGGCAAGAGGAAGCUGCCGCACGAGCUGUGUGAGCUCAUCAGUACAGUCACAGCCAGUGACAUCAAGCGAGUUACGAUGAAGAUGCUGCGCAGUAAACCAGCAGUGGCUGCUCUGGGAGAUCUGACAGAACUGCCCUCCUAUGAGGACAUUCAAGCCGCUCUCUCCAGUAAAGAUGGACGCCUUCCUCGCAUAUAUCGCCUCUUCAGAUAGAAAACCAGCUAGCAGACCCAAACAAUCUCACUCUGGAGUUCAGGUGCAAUGCUGAGAAACACUGGCUGGAUUUUUUUAAUCUACGUAGUGUUUGAAUGUGACCUUCAAGGGAUCGUUCACCCAAAAAUCAUGUCAUUUGGAAAGAUAACCGAAAGAUAGCUAUUUAUUAUUAUUCACAAAUAUAAUUGGGUCGUCUUCAAAACAUCUAUGUUGCACAGUAAAAAGUCUAAUUGUUGACCAUAUGAGUUCUCAUUUGUUUUUGGGUGCAGAAUCUCUUAAAUGGUUAAUGCCAGAGUUUGGUUUCUCUCUCACACACUCUCUUUUGUUAAACCCCAUCAUGUAUGGAAAGUAAAUGAAUAUGCUUGUUCUUUUACUUUUUCAACUUAACCGGCUCAAUAAGUGGACAUUUUUCCCCCAUGCACUUUGUUCAUAUCUGCACAGGCUGUUUUUCUGUGAAAAGAUGUUCCUCACGUUACACUUUUCCACGAAUCUGUAUAAAACUUUUAGCGUUUAGUAUAUUAAACUAUUUAUAAACUACAACUUACUGUUUACUGUAGCAGUGACAACUUUAACCAACCAAAACCCUUCAAAUAUUACCAUUCAUCCCUAAAAUACAUCUCAGUUUCAAUAAUAAUUAAGUUAUUGUGA